AUAUUUUUAUUACUAUGGUUAAUACCUGAUACCUGAUGUACUCAUUACUUAUAAUGUACUGAAUCAGACGGAGCUAUUAAUAGUAUUAUAUAGUAUCCAAGUCGUAUGAUUAUAUUAAUCUUUGGAAUUAUUUAUCUUAUUAUUAUACAAACAUCUUAUGGAAAAAUACAUACUAAUCAAUGGUUAGUACGAUUAAAACAUAAUGGUAAUGAUAAAGAUGAAUUGAAAAGAUCAGCAAAUGAAAUAGCUAGAGAACUUGGAUUCAUAACAUUAAAUGAGCAUAAUUAUGGUGAACCAAAUGAAUUUGUAUUUACACAUAUAGGUUUACCAUAUGCUCGUGGUACACCGAAUUACAUACAUAAUCAUCGUUUAAAUAAACAUCCAUCAAUUUUGAAUGCUGUACAAAUUGAAGGAUUUGUACGUAGAAAACGUGGUUUUCGUCCAUUAACUGAUGAUAAUUUAGGUCGAAUUAAUAUUCCAAAAGCAAGAAUAUUAACGAAUAAAGAAAAAGAAUUAAGUGAAUUACGAAGUAAAACAGAUCCAUUGUUUAAAAAUGAAUGGUAUUUACAUAAUGUUGGACAAGCGGAUGGUGUUCCAGGAUUAGAUUUAAAUGUAUUAGCUGCAUGGUCACAAAAUAUUACUGGUCGUGGAGUGAUUACAGCAAUUAUGGAUGAUGGUGUAGAUUAUUUACAUCCAGAUAUAGCUGGUAAUUAUGCUGCAGAGGCAAGCUAUGAUUUUUCUAGUAAUGAUGCUUUCCCAUAUCCACGUUACACAGAUGAUUGGUUUAACAGUCAUGGGACACGUUGUGCUGGAGAAGUUGCUGCAAUUGCUGGUAAUGGGGUUUGUGGAGUUGGUGUUGCACCAGAUUCUAAAGUAGCUGGACUACGUAUGUUAGACCAACCUUAUAUGACAGAUUUAAUUGAAGCAGCUGCAAUGGCCUAUGCCCGUGAUCUAAUUGACAUAUAUUCAGCUAGUUGGGGACCUACAGACGAUGGGACGACCGUUGAUGGUCCAAGAAAUCAAACUAUGCGAGCUCUAGUAGAUGGUGUGAACAAUGGUCGAAAAGGUAAAGGCAGUUUAUAUGUAUGGGCUUCAGGUGAUGGUGGAGAGAAUGACGAUUGUAAUUGUGAUGGUUAUGCAGCUAGUAUGUGGACAAUAAGUAUUAAUUCAGUUACAAAUGAUGGUCAUACAGCUGUUUAUGAUGAAUCUUGUGCUUCAACAUUGGCUUCAACAUUUUCCAAUGGUAAGAGCCCAUUUCUUCGUGAUGCUGGAGUUGGAACUAUUGAUUUAUAUGGAAAUUGUACACUUCAUCAUUCAGGUACAUCAGCGGCAGCACCAGAAGCAGCUGGUGUAUUUGCUUUAGCAUUAGAAGCUCAAAAUGAACUUACUUGGAGAGACGUACAACAUCUUACCGUACUUACUUCUAAACGUAAUCAUUUAUACGAUAGACAACAUAAUCAUAAUUGGACAAUUAAUGGUGCUGGUUUAGAAUUCAAUCAUUUAUUUGGUUUUGGUGUACUAGAUGCUGGUGAUAUGGUACAUUUAGCAAAAAAAUGGAAAACUGUACCUGAACGUUUUCACUGUAUUGCUGGAACAUUUAAUGGUCGUAAAAUUGCACGUCUUGGUCAACCUAUAUUUUUAGAAUUGGAUACUGAUGCAUGUAUGGGCAAUCCGAUAAAUCAAGUUAAUUAUUUGGAACAUGUUCAAGCUUUUAUAACAAUUAAAGCAACACGUCGUGGUGAUAUAACUUUAUUUCUUACUUCACCAAUGAAUACAACAUCAAUGCUAUUAAGACGUCGACCUAAAGAUACUGAUAAUACAAGAGGUUUUACUAAAUGGCCAUUUAUGACUACACAUAUGUGGAGUGAAAAUCCUCGUGGAAAAUGGUUACUUACAAUUGGAUUAGAUUCAAAUUCUAAAGAUCCAUUAGGUUAUGCAAUUCUAACAGAAUGGAUACUUGUUGUACAUGGUACACAACAACCACCAUAUGCUCAUCUAUCUGAUUCUAUCAUAAAUAUUGCACCAAAAUUAGGUAUAGUCAAGAAACAACAUGAAACUAAACUAUUUAAUGCUUGAAAAAGAUGAAUAAACAAGGAAAUUCAAAAAAAAAUGAGGAAAAGUCGUUUGAUUUCCAUUCGUAUUUUAGUUUAUUCUGAGCAUUGUAUCAAUGUUGUCUAUUUUUAUGACAUACUACAUGACAUUGAUAGUAAUCAUGUUCAAUGUUCAAUUAUAUUAUAAAGUCAAUCCUAUCAUUUUAACUGUUGUAAAAUACAGAAAACUUGAUUGUGAUCCCAUGAUCAUGAUCAUAAUUGUGAUCUUAUUGGUAACUAAUGCCUUUUCUACUUCUUGAGAGUAAUCAACAUCGAAUUGCACAAUCUGUUGUUGUUUUUUGUUUGUUUUUUUAAAAACAAACAUGACGUCAUUCAUGACAUAUGUCAUAGUUUUUGUGAUUAUCCGUCUGUCUGUCUAUCUAUCUAUCUGUCUAUCUAUCACAAGAUGUAAUAUGUAUUUUAUUAUUAUUUGUUAUGUCUUUCGAAUAGAGUUUGUAAAUGGUUUGGUUACUAGAUUCAUGUGAUUAUCAUCUCUAUUCUUGUUUGUCCAUAUAUCCACUUUGUGAUUUCUUAUUCCCCUUCAAAAUUGAAUAAACCGAUUGAUUAUUGUUAGUCACUGGGAUGUUCUUAUCAUAUUAGUAGAUUAAUUAAUAUAUGUGAAUGAAGAAUAUUCAUUUC
Schistosoma rodhaini is the source of this 2729-nucleotide messenger RNA. NCBI's taxonomy places the organism in Eukaryota, Metazoa, Platyhelminthes, Trematoda, Strigeidida, Schistosomatidae. The record is from the annotation of a GenBank genome assembly.